Molecule: messenger RNA, 3426 nt
Organism: Calidris pugnax (ruff)
Lineage: Eukaryota; Metazoa; Chordata; Aves; Charadriiformes; Scolopacidae
Gene: CEP112
Product: centrosomal protein 112kDa
Exons: 28
Coding region: 153-3035 (960 amino acids)
Source: RefSeq, a predicted model, not a curated record
GGCGGGGGCCGCCGGGAGCGGGGUCGGUUUGAACCGUUCGACAGGGCCGUGCGCGGGGCGGCCGUUGCCCCGCUGAGGGGGGCCGGGGCCCGCCGGCCCGGCUCGGCCCCCCCCGUCCCUCAGAGAGCGAGGUCACUUUGUGUUCUUUCAAAAUGAAUGGUGAAGAGGAAAUAUGGGAAAAACUAGAUGCAGAAUUUGAUCACUGUGUUGUGGAUAUGAAGCCUCACGUUCUAAAACUGCAGCAUAGGUCAGAACGGCAAAGAUGUGCGCUGUGGAUUAAAAAACUCUGUGAGCCCUCGGGAGCGGGCACAGGAAUAGUGGGGAGGAAGAAUCGGAACCUCUAUGCAAAGCUGUUGCUCCACAUGCUGAAGCGAGGGGUGCUGGAAGGUCCCUUCACACAUAAACCAGAACCAGGAAUACUGAAAACUUUACCUUCAUACAUGUCAAUUUACUUUGAUGAACCAAAUUCAACACGAGUUCGGAGCAGUAGCCCAGAAUGCUUACCUGACUGGGUAAUGGGAGAGCUAGGGAACAGUGAAUCAAAGCAUGAGGAAUCAUGGAAGGUGUCUUCUAAAGAGGAAUUGUCUUCAUCAGCACCACUUACGUAUGGACCUCAGAUAUCAUGGUGGCAAAGCACAGUGGUCACAAGGGGAAGAUUCAAGUACCAUGAGAAGCCAGCAUCAAGAUCCCAUUCUAUGAGUCCUCCUCACCGGACAGAUGAAGAUAACCUAGCCACACCACUGUCUGACCACCAUCAUAAAAAAAACGUUUCUUUGGAUGACAGUGACCUCGAAGCACGUCUCAAUAGUUGGAAUCUUGGGUUAGAAAAUCCAAGAUAUUUGCGGGAAAAACCAAUGCCAGUGUCUUUGAUGACACCCAAAAUUGGUCUUGGAAAAAGUAGCACUUUUCGUGAUGAACAGGCACUAUUUCGAAUGCAUGAAAAAGAGCUGGACAUGAAAAUGAAAAUAGUAGAAGGUAAAUUUCAUGAAGAAAAACUUAAAUUGCAGCAGAAGCAUGAUACUGAUGUUCAAAAGAUUUUGGAUAGAAAGAAUGAUGAAAUAGAGGCAUUGAAGUCCCUCUACAAAAAUAAACAGAAUGAAGCUGAGGAGGCAAUUAGAAAACUGGAGAAAAAAGUUCAGACCCUUGUUCGUGAGUCACAAGUCGUCAGAGAAGCGAAAGAGAAGCAGAUUGUGGAGUUGAAGAAGAUGUGUGAGCAAAGCAAUGAUUCUUUGAACAAUGAGUGGGAGAAAAGGCUUCACAACGCUGUGGCUGAGAUGGAGAAGGAGAAGUUCAACAUUCGGAAGAAGCACACAGAAGAUAUGCAGGAGCUGCUUGAGGACACCAAUGCCCGUCUGGGCAAAAUGGAGGAAGAUUAUUUGGAACAGAUCAAGUCAACUAACCAGACGGUCAAAAAACUGGAGGCUCGUGUCCAGCAGUUGACUGUUGAGGCUGAAAAUAGCAAUUUACAGCGACAAAAAUUAUCUCAAGAAAAGGCUGAUGCAGAACAACGUUACCAGGCGAUAUACGCUGAGCUUCAGGAAGUGAAGGCGAGGCACAGCUUACUGCAGAAAGACAAGGACCAUAUUAUACAGCAAUACGAGGAGAACAUCCAGCAACUACAAAGUAAAUUUGAUGUUGAUAUCAAUUUUAUAAAACAGGAGCACGCUCUGUCUGCAGCGAAGGCGUCUGAUGCGAUCGAAGAGCUGCAGCGCAGUGUGUGUCUGUUGAAACAACAGUUGCAAGACUCAGAGCAUCAGAGGCAGCAGGAGCUGAGGGAUCAAGAAUACAAGCUUCAACAGGACAAACUUCACUUGGAGUGUGUCUAUGAAAAACAGAUUCAUGGCAUCCGGAAUGAUCUUGAUAAAGAAAGAGAGGAUGCUCUAAAGAAGAUUCGCAAAGUGGAGGAGACUUUGAAGGAGAAGGAGGAGCAGCUGAGUCGGGUGACAGAGGUACAGAGGCUGCAGGCCCAGCAGGCAGAUGCUGCCCUGGAGGAGUUUAAGCGGCAGGUGGAGCUGAACUCAGAAAAAGUCUAUGCUGAAAUGAAACAGCAGAUGGAAAAGGUUGAAGCAGAUCUAAGCAGAUCAAAAUCGCUCCGGGAAAAGCAAUCCAAAGAAUUCUCCAGGCAGAUGGAAGAGCUCCAGCAAAGAUACGAGCAACAGAUAGUGGAGCUGAGGCUGGAGCAUGAACAGGAGAAGACGCACCUAUUCCAGCAGCACAAGGCAGAGAAGGACAGCCUGGUCCGAGACCAUGAACGGGAAAUCCAGAAACUGGAGAAACAGCUCCGCGCUGCCAUGGCAGAGCACGAGAGUAAAACUCAAGAAUGCAGGAAACGAGACGGACAGGUUAUCUGUGAUAUGGAGAACCAAAUCCACAAGCUGAGGGAAGAGCUCGUCCAGGUGAACGCUCAGCGGAAGCAGCAGCUGCUGGAGCUGAGCCACCAGUGGGAAGAGGAGAAGCAGAGGGUGGCUCGAGACCAUGAGACAGCGAUGAACAAGAUGAAAGUGGAGGCAGAAAAAAUUACGUUAGACCUGAAAAAGAUCCACGCGGCAGAAACAGAGAAGGCCUUGGAAAAGGCAAACAGCCGGCUGAAGCAGACGGAGAAGGAGUACGGUCAGAAGCUGGCUAAAUCCUCGCAGAUCAUAGCUGAACUGAAGACAACCGUUUCCUCUCUGGCGGAGGAGAACAGCCGGCAGCAGCAGCGGCUCCAGGAAGUUGUACAAAAGUUUGAAGAUAAGAAGCAGCAGCUGAUUACAGAUAAUGACAGAGCAAUCAAGGCCUUACAGGACGAAGUGGAGAGUUACCGCCAUCAGGUGCGGGCUGCCGAGAGGAAGCUGCAGCGCAGGGAGCUGGAGGCCCAAGAGCAGAUGACCCAUAUACGACAAGAAUAUGAAACCACGUUCAAAGGUCUGAUGCCAGCAUCUGUGAGACAGGAACUUGAAGACACCAUUGUAUCUUUAAAAUCUCAGGUCAAUAUUCUGCAGAAAAGAGCCUCUGUCCUCCAGGAAGAGCUGAACACCUACCAUGCCAGAAGGUAGCUGCUGGAGCCAUUGGAUUUCUUCGGUUGCCAAAGGGACUGCUUUGAAUAGGUUUGAAGAUUUGGCUCUUGUAAACUGAAAUGCAGAGAUGGGUGGCUGUGUGGUUAGCACAUAAGGUGUGAUGAGCUUCAUGAGAACGCAUCCAUUGCUCGUGCCACCGGGGUUUUAGUUGUAUCUUCCUCCCAUUAUUUUUUUUAUCAUUAUCUUCUUACAGACUUAUGCUUUCAGUAUCUGUGUAUUUGACUCCGUGCUGAGCUUGCUUACCAAGCAAGUAGAGUUUUCUCUACUAAUAUUUUUGUUAUUACUUCCCAAUACCAUUCUUUUCAUUUUUAUACAUGAAGAAAAUCCCAUUUUCUAUUAUUAUUGUCCAAAAUAUUUUAACAUAUUUUGA